Messenger RNA from Phalaenopsis equestris, 1123 nucleotides. RefSeq names its product probable serine/threonine-protein kinase At4g35230. The record is from RefSeq and is a predicted model, not a curated record. The transcript is spliced from 8 exons. The coding region runs from base 194 to 1123 and encodes 309 amino acids. Gene Ontology annotation, molecular function: ATP binding; protein kinase activity. Lineage: Eukaryota; Viridiplantae; Streptophyta; Magnoliopsida; Asparagales; Orchidaceae. Gene Ontology annotation, biological process: brassinosteroid mediated signaling pathway; protein phosphorylation.
UCUCCUCUUGCUUUCCCACACGCACUGGAAGUAAAAAGGAGUUAUUAUAGCUAUUGCAUCGACGUGGGAUUCUUUCUUCUUUUUUCAACUUUCUUGCCCAUCCCGACAUACAUCUUCCCUAAAUUCCAUUAAGCAAGCCAUCAUAGCGACCCAAGUAGCAGCGAAAAGAAGCUGUUUUUAUCCCGCAGAGGCGAUGGGAGGCUGCUGCUCGUCCGCGGAGAAAGAGAUUCCGGAGAAGAAGCACAACCGGCAUCAACUGAAUCAACGCCGAUCGUUUUCUAUCCAGCAGGCACCGCCGGCUGUUGGAGUCGCUGAGGCAGUCAGCGAGGUGCCGGCCUUCUCCGAGUUCUCGUUCGCCGACUUGAAGGCCGCCACUAAUGGAUUCAGCUCUGAGAACAUCGUCUCGGAAAGCGGGGAGAAGGCCCCUAACCUGGUAUAUAAGGGCCGGCUACAGAACCGCAGAUGGAUCGCUGUCAAGAAGUUCACCAAGAUGGCUUGGCCUGAUCCCAAGCAGUUCGCCGAGGAGGCGUGGGGAGUGGGGAAGCUGAGACAUAGAAGGUUGGCGAAUUUGAUCGGUUACUGCUGCGAUGGGGAUGAGCGGCUUCUGGUGGCCGAGUACAUGCCUAAUGACACGCUUGCCAAGCACCUCUUUCACUGGGAAAAUCAAACUAUUGAAUGGGCUAUGCGUCUGAGGGUAGCAUAUUAUAUAGCCGAAGCAUUGGAAUACUGCAGCAGUGAAGGACGGCCCUUGUAUCAUGAUCUAAAUGCAUACCGAGUUCUUUUUGAUGAGGAUGGUGAUCCUCGCCUUUCUUGUUUUGGCCUCAUGAAAAACAGCAGGGAUGGGAAAAGCUACAGCACAAAUCUAGCGUACACGCCUCCAGAAUACUUGAGAAAUGGAAGGGUUACUCCUGAGAGCGUGAUAUUUAGUUUUGGUACUGUUCUCUUGGACCUGCUUAGUGGGAAGCAUAUACCUCCUUCUCAUGCUCUUGAUAUGAUAAGAACAUGUUCCUGUAGGAUCAGCGACAGUUGGAAUACAACAGAACAUUUGCGGCAGGAAGGAACCACCGGCUGCAGGAACAGGCAGAGGAGGCCGGUGGCUGCUAGAUCUAGGGUUAUGCUUUGA